Molecule: messenger RNA, 2131 nt
Organism: Lotus japonicus
Lineage: Eukaryota; Viridiplantae; Streptophyta; Magnoliopsida; Fabales; Fabaceae
Product: la-related protein 1C-like
Exons: 6
Coding region: 309-1832 (507 amino acids)
Molecular function (GO): RNA binding
Source: RefSeq, a predicted model, not a curated record
UGUAAAAUUAGGUUUGGUAACAGAGAAACCUUGCCCCUUGCCCCUUGCCCCUUGCCCCUUGUUCUUGUUCUGCUGUAGUGAUUUUGUGAGUCAGGAGCGGAGGAGAGGGGAAGAGAUCCCAGUUUUUCUGUUUAGAGCCGGAGGAGCAACCUUCUUCUUCUUACCUUUAUCACUUCCCCUGCCCCUAUUCUAACUAUAUAAACCCUAAUAUGUUUUUUCAUUGAUUUAUUAACAUGCUCUUGAUUAUACACUGAUCAAUCAUCUUUAUCAAUCCUUAUUCACCACAAACCCUAAUCAGCAAAUCGGCAAUGGUUAUCGCAGCCGAUUCUUCUUCCCCUAACACUACUACUGCUGCCGCCAACAACAGCCCGCGAAAAAACCUACCUUCUCCCUGGGCCCAGGUCGUUCGCUGUGCCGACUCAGAGCCACUCCUCCACCAAUCGCUGCCUUCAUCAUCUUCCUCUACCUCCUCCUUGUCCGCUGAUUCCGAUAGCUCCGAUGCUGAUAAGGCGAAGAACGCCGGUGCCCCGAAGAAACCCGCUUGGAAGAUGCCACCCAGUGACGUCGCCGAGGUUAGUCCUGUAAUGGGUGCUGUGUCUUGGCCCGCUUUAUCUGAGGCCGCCAAACUUUCUGUGAAACCAACAUCUGACUCCUCCACAACCGAUGGAUCACUCUCCACUACUCAGGGGCCUGUUACUCCACACUCCCCUCAGACACAAGCUAAUAGCAAUAGCAAUGUGAAACCUAGUCCUGCAAUGAACACUGAUAUGCCUAAUAGACAAAGAUCGACAAAGCAGGGAGGCAGCAAUAGCAAUGGGCCUGCUCCUGUGCGGGGUAACUUCACCAACACUGCCCCGAAUCUUUCACCAUCACCUCCCCUGCCACCACCACCACCUUUUCCUGUGCUUCAGAUCCCUUCCAGUUCCUUUACCAAUGGGGUUCCGGGCCCUUCCCCAAGAGAUCCUUUCAGGAACAAUAACUGGGAUACAAGAUCACCAGUUGGGGGUUUUGGGCCACCCAUGAAUGAACAAAGGAGUCCUUCCCGUAGGGGUAAUUUUGGGCACCAUCCACGAGGAGGUAAUGGUUCACAUCAUAAUAAUUAUGACAACAGGCGCGAUCAGGAACGUUUAAAUUAUGCAAAUUCUAGAGAUGCCCGUGCACCCCAGCAGAGGAUGUCUCCACGGGGAUUGAUGAGGUUCCCGCCACCUAAUGCUGCUCCUCCAUUUAUGGGGCCUCAACCACUGCAACCCUUUCUAAACCCUGCUGGGUUUCCUGAAUUUUACUAUUUUCCAACACUUCAAUUGGAAUCUUUUGGGCGUAUGCCAUUCUUCACGCAUGCACCUCCUCCUGCAAUGUUCUUCCCCGUUGCUGAAACUCCCUUGACCGAUGUGAUUAUAAAGCAGAUUGAUUAUUAUUUUAGUGAUACUAAUUUAGUGAAAGACAACUAUUUAAGGUCAAACAUGGACGAACAGGGUUGGGUUCCAAUUACUUUGAUUGCAAACUUCCCUCGAGUUAAAAGUUUGACAAGCAACGUUGAGUUGAUUCUGGAUUCCUUGAAAACUUCCUCUGUCGUGGAAGUGCAGGGUGACAAGUUGAGGAAGCGUGAUGAUUGGAUGAAGUGGCUGCCCUCCACCCAACGUGAGGUUGAUUCUAGUUCAAUGUCCACUGGUGAAUCAAAUUACAAUAACAUAGCUCGUGAUUUUGAAAAAAUAACUCUGAAUGAAGCACUUCUAGAUAAAGUUAAUUCUGAUCCUACCACAAAUGGGGAGGCUAUAGAAUCUUCCGAUCAGUCUCAAUUCACAAUUGGUGAUGCUGCAAAGAGUUGCAAUUAAAACUCACUCAAUAGAUCCGCCCCAUCCCAAAAUACUUACCCCAUUCUAGUAUCCAACUGUGUGAGUGAUUUUUGAUUUACAUUUUUUUGAAGGGAUGGUAGAUAGGUUGUUCAAAAGUUUGUUUCCUCCCGAUAGUCACCAAGGUCGAUUCUGGUGGUAAUUUUGAGUCAAGAAGGGAAAGAAAUAAAAGAUUUAUUGAAUUAUUAUGGUUUUAUAGAUGAAAAAGAGUUAACGAGACAUAGCAGAAAUCUGGAAUUUUAAUUCAGGCUCAUUUAUUGAGUUUUUGGUUUUGUGGAUUA